UGUUGAACUCUUUGGUUCAUCAUAGGAUUUUAGAAUAUUUGUGACGUAUGUCACUGUCAAUUGAUUAACCGGUAAAAAUAAUUCAAAUAUUCUCAAGACUAUAAAAUUGAAUUACAAAAUAUCAUAAAUAAAUUAGUUAAAAUAAAUAAGUUCCAUAUUUUGUUAGUUUAGAGUGAAAUAAUUGCAUUAUAUGUCGUUUCUCUUUUUAGAGCAACACAUCAGAAUAUUAUUUCACCAAAUUCAUAUCAUUAUAAAACGACAUAUUCGCUAACCUUUACACAAUGGAGAGAAUACGAUUUGAAUUCGUAAUAAAAGCGAUGGAAAAUGACCCAAAAACAAACGUACUUUGCAUUACUUCAUUGGAAUUUGAGAAACACACUUAUUUGAUACCUGAAAAACUUCAACCAGCUAGAUUACAUGAACAAGUGAUCAAAACUCAAGUUUACCUGAAAUUAAAAGAUACUAUACAUAAAAGACAUGACAAAAGACAAGUUUGGAUACGUGUAACGCCGGAGAUAAGAGGAGCAUAUAUGGAUGAGGAUGGAAAUAUGCAGUUUAAAGGAUAUUUGUUAGAGGAAUGUGACAUACAAAAGCCUGCGUCCUGUAUUUCAGAAGAAGCAAUGACAAAAUUCUUUGAAAAUUUCAACGCCUGUAACAAAGAGACUGGAAAAUCCUAUAAUAUAAAGAAAUUGACAGAGAAAUUUGUUUUGCAGAAAUUUAAUAAAAAAACCUCAAAUGUAACACAAUGGUUGGACAUAUUCGAAAUGGAAUGUACUCGUAUGAGUAUAACGGAAGACUCUGUUAAAAUUGAAGCAUUAAGGUUAUUCUUAGAAGAUUCUAGUCUUGACUGGUAUAGUUCUAUGCUUAUAAAAUAUACAUUAAAUUCGGAAUGGUCAACUUGGAAAGAAAACUUCUGUGAAACAUUUGCUGAUAGAGGGUGGUCUCCGGUAAGAUAUGCAAUUUUGUUUAAAUAUAGGCAAGGGUCGUUAAUGGAGUAUGCUUUAAAAAAAGAAAAGCUUUUAUUGGAGAUAAAUAAAACAAUGGAUUCAUCAAUUCUUAUUGAUUUAAUUGCUACUGGACUCCCAAAUUUUAUUGCUGACAAGAUUGAUAGAUGUAAUAUAAAAGAAACUAAAGAUUUAUUUAAUAAUAUACGGGGAUUGGAACAUCUAGCAAAUAAAAAAUAUUUAAAUAAUAACGCCGGAAAUUUGGGAAAUAAAAAUAAAGAAAAGGAUAGUAAUUAUAAACCAUGCAGAAUUUGUGAAAAGGAAAACAAAGGCUCUCGUUAUCAUCCAGAAUCAUUAUGUUGGUUUAAAAAUAAUAGCUAUAAUAAUAAAAGAGAACACAUAAGAACUGUUAAUAAUUCUGAAUUAGAAACCGAAUUAAAUGAAAUUGAUCCAAAAAACUGAUUGUACCACCAUUAAUCAAGAUUAAAUUAUUGUUGAACGAUACUCUACAAACAACUGGUAUUUAUGAUUCGGGAUCAAAUGUUUCCUUGAUAAAUUCUAAAUUGUUAUGUUUAAAAAAUCUAUCAAGCAACAAUAAUAUUUCUAUUAAAACUGCAAAUUUAAGAACGAUUAAUGGUGUGAAAAAAACAUUAGGGAUAGUAACAUUGAAGAUAAAGAUUUUUGAUAUCGAGAAGAAUAUGGAUGUUUU
Molecule: messenger RNA, 1653 nt
Organism: Amyelois transitella
Lineage: Eukaryota; Metazoa; Arthropoda; Insecta; Lepidoptera; Pyralidae
Exons: 2
Coding region: 282-1406 (374 amino acids)
Source: RefSeq, a predicted model, not a curated record